AAACUCUUCUUGCUGGAUCAGAGGCUUUAAAAUCUUUUUUCAUCUUCGAGCUGUAGCUCGGGCUGCUUGUCGGCUUGGCCGCCCCCUCCCCCCUUUGCUCUCUGCCUCGUCUUUACCCAGGACUUCGCUAUUUUGCUUUUUUAAAAAAAGGCAAGAAAGAACUAAACUCCCCCCUCCCUCUCCUCCAGUCGGGCUGCACCUCUGCCUUGCACUUUGCACGGAGGGAGAGAGCGCGCGAGGGAGAGAGAGGAAAGAAAAAAAUAAUAAAGAGAGCCAAGCAGAAGAGGAGGCGAGAAGCAUGAAGUGUUAACUCCCCCGUGCCAAGGCCCGCGCCGCCCGGACAGACGCCCGCCGCGCCUCCAGCCCCGAGCGGCCGCCGCGCGCGCCCUGCCUGCAGCCCGGGCCGGCGAGGCGAGCCCUUAUGCAAAGCGCGCAGCGGAGCGGCGAGCGGGGGACGCCGCGCACCGGGCCGGGCUCCUCCAGCUUCGCCGCCGCAGCCACCGCUGCCGUCACCGCAGCCCGCGGAGGAUCUUCCCGAGCCUGAAGCCGCCGGCUCGGCGCGCAAGGAGGCGAGCGAGCAAGGAGGGGCCGGGGCGAGCGCGGGAGCACAUUGGCGUGAGCAGGGGGGAGGGCGGGCGGGCGCGGGCAGGGCGGGGUGGGGGGUGUGUGUGUGAGCGCGCUCGGAGGUUUCGGGCCAGCCACCACCGCGCAAGCUAGAAGCGCCCCAGCCCGGCAAGCUGGCUCACCCGCUGGCCACCCAGCACAGCCCGCUGGCCCCUCUCCUGCAGCCCAUCUGGCGGAGCGGCGGCGGCGGCGGCGGCAGGAGAAUGGCAUCAGAACUGGCAAUGAGCAACUCCGACCUGCCCACCAGUCCCCUGGCCAUGGAAUAUGUUAAUGACUUCGAUCUGAUGAAGUUCGAAGUGAAAAAGGAACCGGUGGAGACCGACCGCAUCAUCAGCCAGUGCGGCCGUCUCAUCGCCGGGGGCUCGCUGUCCUCCACCCCCAUGAGCACGCCGUGCAGCUCGGUGCCCCCUUCCCCCAGCUUCUCGGCGCCCAGCCCGGGCUCGGGCAGCGAGCAGAAGGCGCACCUGGAAGACUACUACUGGAUGACCGGCUAUCCGCAGCAGCUGAACCCCGAGGCGCUGGGCUUCAGCCCCGAGGACGCAGUCGAGGCGCUCAUCAGCAACAGCCACCAGCUCCAGGGCGGCUUCGAUGGCUACGCGCGCGGGGCGCAGCAGCUGGCCGCGGCGGCUGGGGCCAGUGCCGGCGCCUCCUUGGGCGGCAGCGGCGAGGAGAUGGGCCCCGCCGCCGCCGUGGUGUCCGCCGUGAUCGCCGCGGCCGCCGCGCAGAGCGGCGCGGGCCCGCACUACCACCACCACCACCACCACGCCGCCGGCCACCACCACCACCCGACGGCCGGCGCGCCCGGCGCCGCGGGCAGCGCGUCCGCCUCGGCCGGUGGCGCGGGGGGCGCGGGCGGCGGUGGCCCGGCCAGCGCUGGGGGCGGCGGCGGCGGCGGCGGCGGAGGCGGCGGGGGCGCGGCGGGGGCGGGGGGCGCCCUGCACCCGCACCACGCCGCCGGCGGCCUGCACUUCGACGACCGCUUCUCCGACGAGCAGCUGGUGACCAUGUCGGUGCGCGAGCUGAACCGGCAGCUGCGCGGGGUCAGCAAGGAGGAGGUGAUCCGGCUGAAGCAGAAGAGGCGGACCCUGAAAAACCGCGGCUAUGCCCAGUCCUGCCGCUUCAAGAGGGUGCAGCAGAGACACGUCCUGGAGUCGGAGAAGAACCAGCUGCUGCAGCAAGUCGACCACCUCAAGCAGGAGAUCUCCAGGCUGGUGCGCGAGAGGGACGCGUACAAGGAGAAAUACGAGAAGUUGGUGAGCAGCGGCUUCCGAGAAAACGGCUCGAGCAGCGACAACCCGUCCUCUCCCGAGUUUUUCAUAACUGAGCCCACUCGCAAGUUGGAGCCAUCAGUGGGAUACGCCACAUUUUGGAAGCCCCAGCAUCGUGUACUUACCAGUGUGUUCAUAAAAUGAAAUUUAUGUGAGAGCUGUACAUUAAAAAAAAUCAUCAUUAGUAUUAUUAUUUGCAGUCAUGGAGAACCACCUACCCCGACUUCUGUUUAGUCUCCUUUUUAAAUAAAAAUUACUGUGUUAGAGAAGAAGGCUAUUAAAUGUAUAACUUCCAUAGUAAUUAACUAUGCCUCUUGUCUGGGGGUUUCAUAGAGACCCGUAGAAAAGCGCACUCCUGCUUUUCGAUUUAUGGUGUGUGCAAGUAAACAGGUGCAUUGCUUUCAACCUGCCAUACUAGUUUUAAAAAUUCACUGAAAUUACAAAGAUACAUAUAUAUGCAUAUAUAUAAUGGAAAGUCUCCUGGAAUGCAACAAUUAGCAUUUUAAAAGCAUAUAUAGGCAUGCACAUUCUAAAUAGUACUUUUUCAUGCUUCAUUGUUUCUCUGGCAGAUAAUUUUACUAAGAAGAAAAAUAGAUAUUCGACUCCCCUUCCCUAAACAAAUGCACGGGCAGAGGCUCCAGCGGAGCCGAGCCCCCUGGUUUUCUCGUAGGCCCUAGACAGUGUUGCAUUUAUCAGUGAUGUCAAACAUGCUCAUUUGUCAGACAUAGCUGUAAAUGAAAACAAUGUGUGGCAAAAUACAAAGUUAGAUAAAUACAC
Pongo pygmaeus (Bornean orangutan) is the source of this 2669-nucleotide messenger RNA. It is a transcript of the gene MAF, whose product is annotated as MAF bZIP transcription factor. Gene Ontology annotation, cellular component: nucleus. The transcript is spliced from 2 exons. Gene Ontology annotation, molecular function: RNA polymerase II cis-regulatory region sequence-specific DNA binding; DNA-binding transcription factor activity, RNA polymerase II-specific. Gene Ontology annotation, biological process: regulation of transcription by RNA polymerase II; lens fiber cell differentiation. NCBI's taxonomy places the organism in Eukaryota, Metazoa, Chordata, Mammalia, Primates, Hominidae. The record is from RefSeq and is a predicted model, not a curated record. Bases 828 to 2036 code for a protein of 402 amino acids.